Molecule: messenger RNA, 161 nt
Organism: Thelazia callipaeda (thelaziosis nematode)
Lineage: Eukaryota; Metazoa; Nematoda; Chromadorea; Rhabditida; Thelaziidae
Source: the annotation of a GenBank genome assembly
AUGGUAGGUAUUACUGCCAUUUCAACUGUUAUAUUCUAUUUUAUUGCGUGUACCGUUGCUGUUGCGGUUGUAGCUGAGUCUAAUGCGCGAGCGUCACCAAUAUAUAAUAUCUGUGAGGAUGCAGAAAGAAAUGCGCGAAAAUAUUUUGGAAAGGUGUAGAU